GCGCUCCCCUCCGCUCGGCGGGUGGAGGAGCGCACCCCCCACCCCCGCCGCAGCGGCGGGGUGGGCCCCGGCGAGGCGAUGGCGGACGAGGCGCAGGGCGGCUGGAGCGAGGAGGCGGUGGAUCACUUCCUGAGGUGGCGGCGCAUCGGAGCGAGAGAUGGGGCGGCCAUCAGGUGGUUCCACGCCGCCAACGGCAAGGCCCGAGCCGGGGAGGCCGCGAGAAGUGAUGUUCACAUGAUAGAAGCAGAUGUCCUUCUUCGUGGUGGCAAGGGAGGUAAUGGAGACCCUAUCAUGGCUCACCCACCUGAAACAGACAGUGACAACACAUUGCGGGAAUGGCUAAAAGAGAUUGUCAACACAAAUAAAGGCAUCAAGCUGGAUUUUAAGAGUCUAGAAGCCAUACGGCCUUCCUUGGAGCUUCUUGAACAUGUGAAGCAGCAUUUGAGGCGACCUGUUUGGAUCAAUGCGGACAUCCUACCGGGACCUAAUGGAAAUAAUGCUGUAGUGGAUGCAAAAGGGUUCCUUGACACUGUCACUUCAUUUUUCCCAACUGUAACCUUAUCGCUGGGAUGGACAACUGGCUGGCACCCUGACAAACACAAUAAAGGCUAUGAUUGGAUGAUGGUGAAAGAAAUGGCUCAGAUAUGCAAUACACUUUCCCAGCCUGUAAGUUUCCCUGUAAGAGCAGCAUUAGUACGACAGUCAAUAUCUCAGCUGCGUUGGCUAAUGCAACAGUCAGAUAGAUACAGCCUCACUGUUUGGACAGGAAAGGAAGAUCUGUAUUCUGUAGAAGAUUUGCUUUACAUCCGAGAAAACUUUGAUAAAACCAGGUCUUCAGACUUAAUUGUCCUUGUUACAUGAAAGAUCUGGUUGACUUUAAUGGAAUUAGGUAUUGUUCAGCAUGUGCAGGAAUACCUGUUUGCCUAUGCAGUGUGACUCCCUGAUACCUAGGCUUAUCUUCUGUAUAUCAGCUUGUUAUGUUUACUGUCAGUUUUACCAAGAGUUUUAUCUAUAAAUCUUGUGCUAACUUACAUGUAGAAGUGGGGCUGCUGGAUGACAUCCAAGCCAGGGGAGUGUAUUAGUCUUCAGUUCUUUGCCUCACUUCUGGGGCACUGCUGGAUGAGUUUUGGCAUAUGUCUUUGCAGUGAAGUAAUCUGUUACUACCUUCUUCUAGCUACAAUUACUUCUGACAUGUAUUUACUGCAAAUUACUGUAAUUAUUGUAUCAUUAACCUUUUAGUAGCAUGGUUGAAGGAAAUACUCACUCUAUACUGCAGUUACUCCAAAUUGCACAGGGGCAUUAAGGUCUGUGUUCCCUUACACAGGAGCAGUAACUUCUGACAGAUUGGUGCAAUAAGCAGCAGGGCAUAACAUAGACUGCCACAGCAGAGCUUAUUCAUCAAAACCUGUGAUAAAGAAGCAUUAUUUUUUAUUGUGUUUCCAGUAAAAUUCAAAGUAUUGUACUCCAUCAUCUUCUGAAUUUUGAACAUCUAAAUUUUUGGAGCAACUGUAUGUUCUUUUUUAAUAUCCGUGUACUUUGGCUUGGUUCCCUUGAAUUUUUCAGUGAUCCUUCUAUCAUUAUAGCUGUUGCUUUCACUGCCUAAUUGUGAUUCCUCUCAUUGCUGUAGCAGAAGAAAAAAAAAAAAAUUGCAUAUGUAAAUUCAUAAUCUCAAUGGGGAUCUGUCCAAGCAUAAUUAAAAUGUGUUUUUAAAAGAUGUUCUCAUUAUUGUGUUUUUUAAAUGUAUGUACAGGUCAAGUUUGUGUUUUAAAAUGGACUAGCUUUUGAGAGAGAAGGCUGUGUAACUCGUGCUAUCUGUGGCAGCUCUUGAAAGUGUUCAAAAUUGCUAGCUGAUGCCUUCAGGGAAAAAAUACAGGAAUUAAUUACAGUUCAUCAGCACACAUCUGCAUCUGGAUUUCAGAAAUUUGGGAAUAAACUGGACUGUAUACAAUUCUAAAAAAAACCCUUCACUGUUCAAUUUAAGAUCUUUGUGUGUUUUUUAAAUGGCUGAACAUAAAUUAAUUUUUCUUUCUGCAUGGGACAAAAUCUGUGAAUUAACAUUAGAUCUACAGUGCAGUGCUACCACAGGAGAUGCCAUCUUCCUGGUUAAAUUUAAAAUAGUGGUUUUGACUUCACGUUGAUAACUCUUGAGUCCUCUGGUGCUUCCUUACAUGUUGAACUGUUGACACCUUGGCUUCCUGAAUCCCAGUUCAAAUAAGCAGCAUGGCUGAGGCAAUCCCUCGUUUGAGCUGGAGGUUGGACGAGGCCUCUGGAGGUUCCUUUCAGCCUAGACCUUUUUUAUGACUUAUUGACACAUUUUACCUGCUACAUAGUACAUACUACCAUACAGGAUUAAUAUGGAUGCAGGAGGGGUUUUAAGUAAAUCUUCUGUAAUUCCUAUAGUUCAGUUAUUACAAACUUACUUUCAUCUUUGUUGAGCUUCAACAGAUACUUGCAAGGAAUUUAAGUAAAAAAUUUGUACAAAGUAACUGAACUGCUCCUGUCACCAGAGUGCCUUGGCCCCUGAUCAAAAUCCUCGGGUUCAGUUGCCCAUUCUGUACCGGCAGAAAUAAACAAGCUUAUGUUUUAAUUGUGUGAAAUGCCAAAGCCAAGGGCAUUCCUACGAGGUCUGUGCUUUCUUUCAACCAGCUACACACACCAUCAGCCAAGGAGAUGCCUGUCUCAGAUAACAGGUGUCCCUCUUUGAAGAAGAGGAAUUUUGCAUAUAUACCUAUUUUAAAAUAAGGUUAACUUGUGUAAAGGAGCAUAAGACCUGUUGUCUUUUAAAAAGGAUUAAUAGCUGGGUAUUUUAUCAGAACAAUUAGUCAUAAAAAUUGGAAUUUUAUCCCUUUCACUCUGAAAAAAUAACAGCCUGAGUUUUCUUAAGAUGUAUCCUUAUCAAAGCUGAUCUCCUUGAAGAUGCUGCAGUGCCAGUGAAAAUGGUGUGAGCAGGAAACACUGGGAAAUAUUUUACAAGAGGCAUUCCUCCCUCUAGUUCUGGAUUUCAACAUUAAUUAAAAAAAGCUUGUCCCUUUUAUGAAUACAGUGUGAAUGUUUUUAGUAGGAUGGCUAUUUGUGACUAAUGUUAGCCUUUCUAUAAGAAGCCAUGCUCUUGUUACAUGAACAAAAUAGCCAACUAAAUGGAAUAAUGGUUUACUUUUAUAAAUGCCUGAUUUUAGUUGGAAAAUUAAUUAGUUGUACUGCAUAACAGAUGCAGAAAGACUAAGGCCUUAUUAAGGACUGAUGAGGAAAAAAAGAGGAAUUUAAUGACUGCUUUAGUUUAAUAUUUUUCUCGUGUAGCUGCAUCACAUUAUGGCAAUAUUCUUUUGGAAGUGCUGCAUAAUUGUAAAAGACAAAAAUCAAAACAAAGCAACUCCAAAUGCCUUUCUCCUUAAAGCAAAAAACAAACAAAAAGCGUGGGAAAGGAUAUUUUGAAAACUGUACUUUGAACACCACAGCUUAAACACAGCCUUGAAAAAUGCUUUUCUAUAGCAUUGUUGUGUAGUGACUUGCUGUUCUUAAACUUCUUAAACCAAAACUUUAAUUUUUUUAGAUCAGCACUGGUUUUUGUGAGGCCACCACUAUUUGUCUAGAAGUUACUUUUGUUGUAUGGUUUCACAGCAUUUUGCAGAGAAAAUGGAAACCAAAAGUAAAUGUUUUUCACCUUUCUGAAUGUACCACAUAGAUUAAAAAUCAAUAAUCUCAUAGGUAAUGUGUUUUACUGAAAGCUUCCUUACAUGGAAGGCAUGCUUGCUCACAGAAGUGGCACUUCCAUUUUAUAUAGUUCAAAUGUUUAAGCAUUUUAUGCCAUUAAUCUUUCUACAAGUUAGAGUGGACGAGCUUUGCUAAUUUUUCACUGUAAGGUGCAAGUCCAGAUUGUUCUCUCUGGAUGGGAAGCCACAGCUCUUAGAAGCAAACUAGCAAGGAAGAAGUUUCAGCUUGUGGUGAUUUCUUUAUCAAGAUGCAUCAAGAACACCUGAAAGGUAUUUUGUUGUUUGUGAAGUUCAAUGGUUUGGGGGGGGGGAAUUAACAUUAGGAAUUCAGGUCUUGCUUCUCAUUCUUUGCUUAAAAGACAUUAUGGAUGACUGGAAAAUGACAAGGAUUAAGACUUCAAAGAUGUCAGAAGUGUGUAUCUCCACUGAAGUGGGACCACAGUAAGAUACCAACAGACAGAAAAGGCCUCUCUCACACAAUACUUUGUACAAAUUUAGCUAUGUUGGAUUAAAUCUAAUUAACUGUUCCAAUUUUCCUCUAUAGAGACAGCCUGAGAAACACUUAAGAGUGAGUACCUUUGGUAGUGACUCAGCGUCUCCUAAGUGGUGAGUAAAAGGAUGUGUCUAUGUCCAUAUUUCCUGAAUGGGGGAAAAAAUAACUUUUAUUUAUGCAUCGUAGCACAUCAAGAGAACAAAACUGAAUUGGUUUUCCUUUGAAGGUCACUUGUAACAUUGAUGCAACAAUAAACAUUAAUGUUAACCUUUCACAUUACUUCUGCAUCAAAAUUAAGCACAAAAUACUGGCAACACUACAGAAGAACUUCAUUUCUCAAGACAUUUGCCAUUUUCCUCUGUUUUCUAAGCAUUUUGUAAAAAAAAUACUGUUCCGGUUGAGGGAGCAGAAAUCCCAUACAUGUAAUUAAUUUUAAAACCAAUACAGCAGAAAUCAGGCUUUAUACCUUCAGCAAAGAUACCAGUUAGAACAUCUGAUCUCUUGAUUUUUUCUAAAAAAAGAAUUUGUAUUUUUUUAAAGAUAUGUUUUUAGCUUCAAAUAUUUAACUUCGUUAUGAGAUGAACAGACUACAAAUUGCCGAUUCCAUUUAUACUAUCAUAAAAACAUUUGACAAGUAUAUUGUGUUUGUAUGUGGUGUUUGUAGGGACCAAUUUGUACCCAGUUAAUAAUUUAAUAUUGGCAUAUGUUGUUCCACAUAAUUUAUCUGCCAUAAAAAGAUUUCCAUGUAAUCCUUGUUUCUACCUGGUAUAUGCAGAAGCUGAUCCAGCAACAUCUCCUGAAGUAAGAGGUAGAACCUGAAUCAAAUACUCCAUCAUCUUCACUACGUUUCCAUGGGUAUUUAAUAGCUCUUAAAAUGUACAUAACUUCACUUUUGAAACUUUCUCAUUUUUGGAUGCUUAAUGUGCAAACUCAGGGGUUUUUUUGUUUAACAUAACAUUCUUGUUUGUGUAUGUGCAGAGGCUAGAGUUUGCCAGCCAAUCCAUAAAUGACCAAGAGUCUUUCAGUGGAUGAAUAGUCCAUCUCCAAUUAAAAAAACCCAACGUUUUUGUGACUGGUACUGAUUGCUCUUGAGGGGUGAGAAACAAAACAAGUAUGACAAUCGUAUCCGAGUAAGUCAAAUGCAAUAGCAUAGUGCAGCUCACUGUGGGCCUUCCUAGCUGUCACCAGGAUGCUACGCGUCCCAGGUUAGCAGAGCUGUGAUGGGAGGAGCACAAAGGACACCACAGCUUUCAAGACCUGUAUUUUGUAGGGAAGAAUUAGUUUUGACAGUUGCAAUACAGAUUUGCCUCUUUGCUUAUUCUGGCUACCUUUGAGAUCUUGGCCAGAGGAUCAACGGUAAGAUCAUCUGCCUUCUAGCACUCAUCACUAGAGAUUGGAGAGAUUUUGUUGGAAAAUUGUUUUCAAGAUUUAAAUUUGUAGUUUCAGAUCAGCACUUGAUAUACAACUACUUUCUUGUGUAAAGAUGUAAACCAUACUCCUUUACUUUCUAGAUGUCAGAUGUGCCCUUCUUCAAAAUGUGCAUCUUAUGAACUUUUGGACAUUUUUGGUUUUUUACAUUAAAAGGUAUUUACAGACACUGUAUGUUUAUCAUCCACUUGAAAUCAUCUUACACUGAGGACAAAGCUAAAUAACAUCACAGUUAUUUGUUAGGCAAUGUCAGACUGGGUGAAUUUUGACUGAAGCUGCAAGAAGGCAGAUAGUACCCACUGUGUAUUUUCAGAAAAACGGUAUCUCAUUUCAGUAUACAGAAAUUCACAUUAUACAGACACAAUUUCACAACAAUUAAUUUCUAUAAACUAUGACAAAACAGAACACAUUCAGUAUUUCUCAUUCUUCAGAAGAUGAGUUAUAUAAUCCUAAAUGCAAUACCAGAAAUCAAGCAUCUAUGGAAUAUGCACAAAAACAAGGUAGAUGUUUGGAAUCACAGGACACUAAAUGGGAAGGAAAAACAGAUUUUAGAUAGGGAUACUUAAAAAUAUGCAAUAGCUUGGAGGCAAAGGAGUAUUUCUCAGCUGUAAGAAAUUCAGUCCUCUGCUUCAAAUUAGGCAAAAUGAGGACUUCCAUCUCCCAGGCGAGUGUUGUAGCUGUUGGAUUUUUUUUUAGGUGUGUCUGAGCAGGAGGACAGAGCCCUUCCUUGCUCCCAAGCAUGUGUCAAGUGUCCUCGCUGAUCAAGACAGCAUCUGGAUGUGUCCCACCCCCUCUAUUUUUUCUUGAAAAGAAACCCAGGCCUGUGACUGGGGAGAAAUAGCUCCUGCAUGAUGUGGAGAUCUCUGUUUUUUGAGGAGUCUGGAACUACAGAAAGUAAUGGACCCUAGUUUAGAUAAAACCUGUGCCUCCUCCCACCCUUCCUCUUUUUAAGUGAGCAGAUUCCAGCAAUCCAAUAGCUUGGGAAGCCCAAGUUGAUUGACGUGCCUUAUUGACAGUAUGAGCAGGAUCUGGUCAUUUUACAUGAGAUUAUUCAGGACUUCUUGCUCGCUAUGCUGGCUUCUUGACUUGGCUCCCAGGCGUUGUGUGCUGAACUUGAGCUCUCCGGUGCUCUGCAGAUCACAGUGACUUCCAGUGGGCAGCAAGGUAUCUGAAGCAGGCUCCCAGUCUUUAGCUGGAAUUCCCUGGGCAUAGCUAUGCAUGCAACACAGCUCUGCAACAGGAAUUUUAUUGACUGUGUAUUGUCUCUUUACAUGCAGUAAAGCCACUGAAGCCAGAAGACACUGCCUAUGUGCACUUGCCACUGCCCACCUGUUGUGCACACUGGUUGUGUCUGGGGUUUCUGGAUAUUGCACAACUUGAACAGAGUCAGUCUGGUGUCCAGCAUCACAGUCAGAUGUUUCCUAAGUUCCCAAAUUCCACGUGUAGCACCAUUCUGGGUGCAGAAAGGGUACACGUUUGGGGAAACCUAGAAGGGAUAGUAUUUCCAACCUAACAUGAGAACUGCAGUGCCUAAGACCCGUUGUGGGUUCAGCCUGUCACGGGUAAAGUUUCAGUGCUGAAGUUGAAAACAUUAUGGAAACAGUAUAAUAAAUAGUCCUCAGUUUGCAGAAAGCAGCAUCAUUAGUUAAGUGUAUCUUUUCAUGUAGUCUGUGAGCUAUUUAACUCAUUCCAAGGCAGAGAGCUUUACACCACAGACCUGCUAUCUUUUGUGAUAUGUAUCGUUACAAUCAGGUAGUGCAGUGAAUAUGUACAUAUCGUAAAGAUUCUGUAACUCUUUAAUCCCCUGUUAAAAAUUCAUUAAUUGCUUAAUCUGCUCAGUCUAAUGACUGCCUCCGUAGCAUUUGCGUAUUUUUGGUCUCCCUAGGCAAAGCAGGUGCUGCUGGUAUUAAGGGUUUUUGUCCACAGGAAAUCAUCCCAGAAACCCUGUUUAUGAAAGUAAUAUCUGGAAUUGGGGGGUGAGGAUUCACCUUCAGUGGUGGAAGAAAACCUGGUCUUGUGUGAGCAUAAUGAUCCAUGGCUCCUGAACCAUGUCUUUCUAGACAAGCUUUAUUGCUCCUGCUCAGACUAACAGGAGGCAUGUUCUCCAGUACUUCUCUAGAACUUGGUAACAGAGAGUGAGAUGGAGAAAGAAUCUUUUUCUUUCCUAUCACUGACUUACUGUCUUCUGCAGCAGCAGGACUUAGAAUAGUACACUGAGAAUCAGAGCUGUAGUGAUUUGCUCCUAAAUUCCUUCUCUGGAUAAUACCGCUGAGGUUUGAAACAAAGCUGAUUUGUCCUGAACUGGCAUCCUUACCCAUAGGAAUCCCACUGGGGCUAUGAUUCUCUUCAACACAAGGAGUCUGAGAGUUUAUCUCUUCAUAUGAUAAUUUCCUUGAUCCAGUUUGAUCAAAGGUUUUCAAUAAAUGAGCAGUGUCUUUUAUGUCAAUA
Harpia harpyja (harpy eagle) is the source of this 8079-nucleotide messenger RNA. It is a transcript of the gene FAM151B, whose product is annotated as family with sequence similarity 151 member B. NCBI's taxonomy places the organism in Eukaryota, Metazoa, Chordata, Aves, Accipitriformes, Accipitridae. The coding region runs from base 79 to 861 and encodes 260 amino acids. The record is from RefSeq and is a predicted model, not a curated record. The transcript is spliced from 8 exons.